Molecule: messenger RNA, 438 nt
Organism: Spinacia oleracea (spinach)
Lineage: Eukaryota; Viridiplantae; Streptophyta; Magnoliopsida; Caryophyllales; Amaranthaceae
Product: protein AGENET DOMAIN (AGD)-CONTAINING P1
Exons: 1
Coding region: 1-438 (145 amino acids)
Source: RefSeq, a predicted model, not a curated record
AUGUGGAGAUUCAAGAGCGGAGAUCAAGUAGAAGUAUGCUGCAAAGACGAAGGAUUCAAUAACUCAUUCUACCCAGCAACCAUAAUAUCAGAAAUCAACACCAAUGAAUACAUAGUCCAAUACAACACUCUAUUGACGGCAGACGAACUACACCCUCAUCGCGAGUUCCUUUCGGCAGUUGAUCUUCGGCCGGUUCCGCCUGCUAUCGCGAUCACUAAGUUUGAUCGCAAGGAUGAGGUUGAUGCUUACGCUAAUGAUGGCUGGUGGAGGGGAAAGAUAACGAAGAAGUUGAUUGGUAGAGGGAGAGCAACCAGGUAUUACGUUACUUUUCAAGGUAAUGGUGAUGUUGAAGUUUCUAAAUAUUGGUCUAAUGAGUUGAGGAUUCAUCAAGAUUGGAUUUCUGGCAAUUGGUUUUCUUCCAAAAAGAUUUUCCAAUGA